ACAGUCUUCAUUUUCAACUCGUCGUCAACGUGUGUGAGCGCGGAAAACAUUAAAAAGCGCGCUGGCAACGCAACGGAAAAGCGUAAAGCACCUUUUUCUCCACACAAGUUUGGUGCAGUGAGCUCCACAAGCGACUCUGUUCUAGUUGCAAUCGUAUAAUACUAGUAAUAAUAAGGAGCUUCUCUUCGAGUAAAAUAUAGAAAAAAUAACGAAAAUCGUCGAAUUGUGUAGAAAAAUAUUAUAUACCAACAUACACACAUGCAUACAUGCGAGUAUAUAACACGUUAAUAAAAAGUGUAAAAAAAGUAGAGUAAAUAUAUCACAACAAAAAGUCUAUGUAAAUGAGUGAUGUGAAGUAAACAAAAUUGAAAUUUUCAACAAUAUAUAACAAAACGAAAAAAACCACAACAACAACAAAAAUAAAUAACAACAACAUAUAAGUGUUUGAGAAAAUUGAUACAGAAUUGUUGUCUGAUAGCCUCAGUGUACAUACAUACAAACAUAUGUAUAAAUAUCACCAGUCGACUGGGAGUUGCACUCGUUGUGCUACUUCGUCUGCUACAAAUUAAAUUGUCUCCUAGGCGACGCUGUUGCAUAGAUUUCCGCCAGCGUUUUGUGAAAGAAUAUUUUUCGUAACUGAACUUUAGAUCCAACGAGUGGCUUGCACACAUCUGGCAACUCUGCCCACCAUUCACGUAUUCCUUUUCUCAUUUAAAUCAACAUAAAGCAGCUAAAACUAUCAGAGACUACUCAGAUCUCGGAAGGUCAUUCGUACAAUUCCUACUAUUAUCUGUCACAAAAAAAAACGCAGUUGAACAACAAGGUGUUGGCGGUCCUAAGUAGCGCUUUAGGCGCACUCAACAAGCCGCUCAGCAGCACCGCUACCUAAGAUUACGCAACAGUUCGGUGUGUUUGCACAGCUUUUCAACAACUUCGGCAUAGUUGUUGGCGUCACCGAUAGCGCCACUACCACAGUCCCCGGCGCUGCCGCGUGCUACCAGCUAAGCGGCUGGGCAAUGCAAACAUGGAUCAUGCGGUGAAAGCGACACGUGGCCGACCAUGGAAUACGCUGCGCUUCGAGAACGACGAACUGGAAUGCCUCUAUCAACGGUACACGCUCAAAUUGCAGCGCUUCUCGGUGCUGGGCGUGGUCGCAUUGGUGGUGGUGUUGUGCGGUGUCAUGGCGGCGCUGUCAUUGGCCUACAAUAAUGCGCCCACCUUUCAUAACAUUUUCAAUUCCAUUGUGUGCCUGCUUUUUGCAAUUAUCCUAAUUCUACUGCAAUGCCGUGUCAUUAAGGAUCAUCACCUGCCAAUUCUCUGCUAUGGCAUACUACUCUUUGCCGCCGCGAUUUGCUUCGUUUCGAUGCCGACACUGGGCAGUGUUUUUCCUGUGGACACAAAAGAGAAAGAGUCUGAGGUCAUGGCCGAGGGUGUGUGGCAAAUUGUCUUUGUCGUCUUUUUGGCUUAUGCGAUGAUGCCGUUACAAAUAUGGGAAGCAGUGUGUUUUGGUAUUAUUUUGCCAUCAGUGCAUAUUAGUUUAACGGUGUACAAAAUUAUAACGGAUUCAUUCCGCUAUCUGGAAUAUAAUCAGCUUAUUGCCAACAUUGUAAUGUUUAUCGGCGUUAAUGUUGCCGGCUUGGUCGUAAAUAUUAUGAUGGAACGUGCCCAACGACGUGCAUUCCUAGAUACACGCAACUGUAUUGCCGCCCGCCUGGAAAUUCAGGAUGAAAAUGAGAAAUUGGAAAGACUUUUGUUGUCGGUUCUACCUCAGCAUGUUGCAAUGCAAAUGAAAAACGAUAUACUCUCACCGGUUGCGGGACAAUUUCAUCGCAUAUACAUACAAAAACAUGAGAAUGUGAGUAUUCUCUUUGCUGACAUUGUCGGUUUCACGGUGUUGUCCUCGCAAUGCAGCGCGCAAGAGUUGGUGAGACUGUUGAAUGAGCUCUUCGGACGAUUCGAUCAGCUAGCGCAUGAUAACCAUUGCUUGCGCAUUAAAAUUCUCGGCGAUUGUUAUUAUUGUGUGUCUGGUUUGCCUGAACCACGCAAGGAUCACGCCAAAUGCACCGUAGAAAUGGGUCUGGAUAUGAUCGAUGCCAUUGCCACCGUGGUGGAGGCCACCGAUGUGAUAUUGAAUAUGCGUGUGGGCAUACACACGGGCCGCGUGUUGUGCGGUGUGCUGGGUCUACGCAAAUGGCAAUUCGAUGUGUGGUCCAAUGAUGUGACAAUGGCCAAUCAUAUGGAAUCUGGCGGCGAACCCGGUCGUGUGCAUGUGACACGCGCCACACUCGACGCUCUGUCGGGUGAAUAUGAAGUUGAAGCUGGACAUGGGGAUCAGCGUUCUUCAUAUUUGCGUGAUCACGGCGUGGAUACUUACUUCAUAGUGCCACCGCCGCACAGACGAAAGCCAUUAAUGCUAAACACGCUUGGUGUACGCUCGGCCAUUGGUAGUCGUCGUAAAUUGUCAUUUCGUAAUGUCUCAAACGUUGUCAUGCAGCUAUUGCAUACGAUCAAAUUCUCGGAGCCGGUACCGUUCUCCAACAUCGCCACCGGAUCGUUUCCCUCGUCGGGCGGCAGUGGUACAGGAGCGCGCGGCAGCACGGCCGAAGGCGCAGGCGGUGAAAAGAGCACACGAAAGGAUGCGGUUAUACGACUACAAAAAAUUUUACAUGCCCCCACACCACCCGGUGGCGGUGUGACUAUCUCAGUAGGAACUACUCCUAACUCCACAUCGAAUACGAUUAGUCGCAUUCACAGACUCAAUCAAAAUAAGAAUAAACAUCAAGUGACGGACAAAUUUAAGCGUCCUCCGCAAACGGCACUCUCCAUGCACUAUCAACCGACCAUCGCGUCAAUGCUUCCUCACUAGGCGAUAAAUGCACGUUCCGUCGAUUGCGAUAAGUCCGAGCAUGUGGAUCGCAUUACUCUGCGCUUUAGUGGUGACAAAGAGCGCGAAUACCGUAAAGAUUUCGAUUUGUUUACCACCGCCAUGGGUUGUUCGCUAUUGCUGCAUUUGGGUGCACACUACAAGUGUGGCUCUACCCGUACGCUCAUCCUCUGCAUCUUGACCGCUUUUGUAUGGAUUAGCGUACUGAUGUUACUGCUGGCGGUGCGUCUCAAGUGGAUGGUCUGGGACUUGGCGCGUAGUUUCACGCUUCGCUUGGCUAUUACAAUAUUCACCAUAGUGCUGAUCUAUUCGGUGGGUCAGGUGAAUGUGGUAAUUACUUGCGUCAUGGAUCAUCUUGUGCCAGUAACGUCACACACAUGCCCAAGCUUUGAGGAGGACCUGCUCAUAUUUGCGCACCAUAAUGCACACCGAAAAUGCUCGCUGCCACAGUAUGUUUCGCUCUCGGCGACUUUGCAUUUUGUCAGUCCAGUAUUUUUGCGUUUGCCAAUAAUAUUCAAAUCCUUCUUGAUAUUACUUAUGGGCACAAUUUAUGGACUUUUUAUCGAAAUGUCGCAUAUAAAUAUUUUUGAUUGCUAUGACAGCAGAGUAAACUCAUCCAUUCCGCUUCAUUUGAUCUCACUGGCGCGCAUAAUAAUUUUCAUGAUUGCAAUAUUGGUGCAUGGACGUUUGGUCGAGUGGACAGCACGUUUAGAUUUCCUCUGGCAGUUGCAGGCAUCACAGGAGAAAAAGGAAAUGGACGUUUUACAGGAAUCAAAUAAACGAAUCCUACACAAUUUGCUGCCAGCUCAUGUGGCUGCACAUUUUCUCGAUAAUCAAUUUCGCAGUAAUAUGGUCAAUCCCUCACAGGAACUCUAUCAUCAAAGUUAUGCCAAGGUUGGUGUCAUAUUCGCAUCGGUGCCGAACUUUCACGAGUUCUACACAGAGAUGGAUGGUUCGGAUCAGGGUUUGGAAUGCUUGCGGUUGUUGAAUGAAAUAAUUGCGGAUUUCGAUGAGCUUCUGAAAGAGGAUCGCUUUCACGGCAUCGAUAAAAUAAAAACGGUCGGUAGUACCUACAUGGCUGUAGUGGGACUUAUACCAGAAUACCGCAUCAACGCCAAUGAUCCGAAUUCUGUGCGUCGCCACAUGACCGCUUUAGUCGAAUAUGUGAAGGCUAUGAGGCUCUCUUUGCAAGAAAUCAACAGUCAUUCGUACAACAACUUUAUGUUACGAGUUGGCAUUAAUAUUGGUCCCGUUGUUGCUGGUGUGAUUGGAGCGCGCAAGCCACAAUAUGAUAUUUGGGGUAAUACCGUUAACGUCGCCAGUCGCAUGGACUCCACGGGCAUACCAGGCUACACACAAGUGACACAGGAGGUCGUCGAUAGUUUACAGGGUUCACAUUUCGAGUUUCGCUGCCGCGGCACGAUCAAAGUAAAGGGUAAAGGCGACAUGGUCACCUACUUUCUGAGUGACUCCUCCAACAACGGUCUCAAUGGCGAGGUGCGCAAUGCAAUGAUCGCCAAUCGCGCCAUCACACAAAACGGCAAUGGUUACACAACACAACAACAACAACAGCAGCAGCAGACGCAAUCAAACGGUUUACAUGCGCAUCCACCGGAAUACUACCAAAAACAGUCACAAUUCCAGGAUAACAGUUAUCAACUGAAUAUGAAUAGUGAGACGUAUAACAUAAAGAAAGAUAAUUACGGCUACAACAACAUAGACACCAGCCAAGUAUUACUGAAGACCUCACCGAAUGCGUUGCAUGAGGAACAACAACAAUUGCUAAUGCACCAACAACAGCAAGUUUCACAACAACAACCACAACCGUAUCAGCAUCACUUGGCGCAACAACAACAACAGCGUUUAAAUAGUAAACUACAAAAACAACCGAAUUUCAUCGCUAACGGUGGACUGCCGAAUAUACGGGAAAAUGGACAUAACGGUGAACACAACGGCAGUAUUGGUAGCGGUAGCAAUGGUGUAGGUGGUUACCCCUACAAUGGCUACCAACAAGCACAACAGCAACAACAACAGCAAUACAACAAUAAUUAUGCACAUCAUCAGCGAUCGCAUUCAUCCAGUUCGAUGGGUGGCGUCAGUGUUAUGGGCGUAAUCACAAUGGCAGCAUCAUCUUCCCCCGCCCUACCCACACAACAGCAAGUGCAAAUGCCAAUACCAGUUCCGGUUCCAGUACCAGCACAAGCCAAUCCCUCUAUGGUAAUGUUGCGCGAACAAUUUAAUAUCAUUGAAAACCCCGGUGGUAAUCGGCUUGAGUACAUUAACCAUGACCCCUACGCACAAGUGGAGAACUAUAACAAUUUAUUUGCUAAUGGUGUUGGUGUUGGUGGCGGUGGUGGUGGUGUAAGCGUUGGUGGUAGGCGUGAACCGCAUGCCGCACGCAACUACCAUCAUUUGCAUCACAAUCAACAGCAUUCAUCGUCGUACAGCACGAAUAGUAAUUGUAAUAGUUAUAAUAAUUGCCGUGAGAGUGAACCAUUGUUGCAUGCUGCACCAGUUGCCAAGAUAAUGCCAAUGCAACAGCAUCCACAAGCAUAUCCACCUAAAUAUGAGCCACCACGGUACAUGUGUCCUAAUACCAUAAUGCUACAACAGCAACAACAUUUACAGCAACAGCUGCAAUUGCAACAUCACCAUCAUCAUCAGCAACAAUUGCAUCAACAAUAUCCACUAUACUCGCAACACCCUCAACCGCCAUUACCAAUUCCACCACCCAAACCCUCAAAUCUAACUGCAUCCUCAUUAGCCACAGCCUCAGUGUCAGCCUCAGCCUCAGCCUUAGGCUCAGCAUCAUUGAAACAGAAUACACCACUCAUACGCACUACCUAUAUGAAGCCCCUGCCGAAGUUGCCGACCGAGAUCGAUGAGAGCCGUGAGAUGUCUUCCACCGAUGAUCUCAGUUCCCGCCCACAUUCGCCAUCGAUGAGUUCCUCAGACGAAAGCUACUCGAAGACGACCGAAGGCGAAGCUGACGAAGAUUCACCACGCAUUACGGCGUUGAGCAAACACAAUCAUCAUCAGCAGCAGCAGCAACAGCAACAACGUAACGGCGCCAAUCCGCUACAGUGGUUAUAUCCAUGCGACAUACAAGUGGAUCCCACGUCACCUGUGGUGGAUAUGUCGAAUUUAAAAGAUUUCGAAGUGAGCUCCACAACAGAGAGUCAAGGUCAACAGACAAAUACCACACACAACAAAGGCGACUCCUGCAAUAGUUUUGAGUAUCAAGACCGCGUAUUGCUCGCUGCCAAUAAGAAACCGAUCAGCAAUGGCGGCAGCAGUAACGGCGGUGGCGGCAAUGGUGGCGUGGGCAACGGCGGUGGUUUAACAUCGGCCAGCAAUUCGGCGAAAUCGCCAUUCGAGAGGGAACUGCAAAGACUUUUGAAUGAAUCAUCACGUGCACGCGCACUGGCUGCCGCCACCUCAUCGUCGGGCGGCAAUAUAACAUCCGCCUCGAACUCCAACAGCAAUCCUGAGGGCAAUACGACAAGCAACAGCAGUAGUCGCAACAAUAUCGAAUUGAGUUAUUCGGCCAGCAACAGUAAAUUGAGCUCGACUAACGGUUUAGCAAUCGGUGGUAGCGGCAGUAAUGGCAACCUCAGCGGCAGCAAUUCAAUGAGUGGCAACAACAACCAAAAAUCGUUGACCACAACGAUCUUGGAUGAGUUGACUUCACCAACAACGGGACGUCAGCCGUCGAAAAUACCGAUUAGCACGAGUUUCAUGAUUGCCAAGCACCCUGUCGGUCUGGAGGCCAUCAAGGAGAUCACGCGUAACAAAAAUCCAUCAGAAUCUAGCCAAAUGCAAACUUCCGAUACAGAAUCCUGUGAGAUUUUGCACGACAACUGCAAUCAGCUGAAUUUGAAUAUUUUGGACGCAGUCAACAACCAGUCGUCCACAUCAACGGGCACCAAUUGUCGUGAUUCGAUGCAACCGCAACAGCAGUCCAAAGAUCACAACCAUCGACACCGCCAGCGUCCACGCUCCAAAGACCUCGAUCAGAGUCGUGAGAGUCUCGAUCAGCUGGCCGACGGUAAUGAACCGCAGCAGCAGCAACAACAGCGGCAUAUGCGCCAUCAUCAUCAUCACCACCACCAUCAUCAUCAGCGACCACGUGUUAAUCACACGAUAGCGUUGAGUAACGAUACCGAACGCGACGAUACCGAAGAUAAUUUAGCCGAUGAGGAGUUCGAGGAUGAUGAGGUGGGACAUGAUGUGCGCAAAAAACGUUUGGCCCCAAUCCCAACCGAGCAGCAGCAUGUCAAUAAUAUCGGUGGUGUUGUCAAUUGUUACGAAGAUGAUGAGAACGAACAUGUACAUGACGGUCACGGUGUCUAUGGGGACGAUAUGGAUGAGGAGCGACAUAUGGAAAUGAAUGUGAUAAACGAUGAACUGAAAUAUGGUGCGGGGCAUCAUAAUCACCAGUCGAUGGACUCAAAUCCUUUGGAAAGUCAAUCAGAGUGGUCAGAUGACGAUUGCCGCGAAGAGGCUACAGGUGGCGCCGAGUCAACGGGCUACAUAACCGAUGAACCGGGCCUAGAAAAUAUAUCAUUACUUAACGAAGCCGGUCUUACAGACGCCGAAGGCGCACUAUCCGAUGUCAAUUCACUUUACAAUGCGCCCGAUGUGGACGACACUUCGGUAUCGAGUCGUGCCAGCUCACGAUUACUCAGCUUAGAUUCGUUAAGUGGGCUUUACGAUUGCGAUUUGGACUCCAAGCAUGAAAUGGCUAUCGUUAAUGUUUCGCACAAAAUCACAAGUAAAUUUGGACCACAACAACAAAGUUAAUCGCAAAAACCGCCGAGUUAUGAGUGCUUAGCAGUCGUGAAAAUGUGCGAACGGAAGCAAACUCCAAUAAAAAAUACAUACAUACGUAUUUGUACACAAACUGACAUACAUACAUACAUGCAUACAAACGAGCAUAUAAGAUAAGAGAUAAAAGAGAGUUAGAAAUGUUGUCUAUUAUUUUUCGGUGAAUAUACUGUAGCCCUUUCCCCAACAUGUAUGUAUGUAUGUAUGUAUGCAACUAAAUAAGUAUUUCAUGGUUUUAGGCAUAAGAUUUCUUAAGAAUGAGUAUACAUGCAUACAAGUAAAAUGUACAGUUAAGAUAUUGAUAGAAUGAUUGAAGAAUUGGUGCCUCCGACACUGUUAUUAUAGCGAUAUAACAUACAUACAUACACACCACAACUAAGCUGAUAUGUAGCAAUGAUGAUAGCACAACACAAAAAAUGUUGAAUUUAAACAUUGAUAGAAGCUGAUGCAUAAGACAGGAUAAAGAUACUUACACAAACAUUAGAAAGAUCGGUAUGUGGAAGCUCUGUAGAGUUUCUUUGUUAAUCUACAAAUAGCAUGUAAGCGUAAAAUAAGUUACAACUGUAUGUAUAUUUAUUUAGAGAUAUGUACUUAUGUACAUGUAAAAUAAAAUCAUUGCGUAAACGCACUUAAGAAAGAAUGCUUUAAGAAAAAGAAGAAGCAGAAAAAUUAGAAGGUGAAGGAGAAGGAACUCCAGUGCUAGAUAUGCUUGUGCAGUGUAGUCUUUAAAUCGUUUAGAUUGGAUGUAUGCCCUCACGCCGAGGACGUUAUGAAAGCAUGUAGACUAACUGCAUUGAUGGAUGACUUAUACAGUUAUCUGCAAUUAAGAUGAUUCGAAUAUAUAUAUUUGUGUACUUGUGUGAAGCAUAUAUAUGUAUAAGUAUGUAUAAGUUUCGAAAAUCAAUUAUUUACUUAAAUGCCUGCAGACAUGUGUAAAGUUCACUCCCUCUCUCUCUCUAUCUUAGACACACACAGCUAAGUGUGAAUUGCUGAACUACUUAAACUAUAAUGUGUAUACUUAAAUAAGCUAAAUGUAUGUAUAUGCACACUUAAAAAUACAUGCAUAUGUAUUUAUGUACAAUUUAUUAUAUGUAUUAUCUGUGUGUUUUUAAAAGUGAUCAUGUUGAGGGUAUGCUGUUUUUUAGUUUGUUUUAUUUAAUUUUCUUUUCUAACAUUGUAUUUUGUUAGUUUUUUUCUUCAUGUAUUAUUUAAUAUUUUUAUAUUUUUUUUUAUUUUGGGUUUUUAAAUUCUUAAUUUUUUUUAAUUCUUUAAUAUUUUUUUUAAUUUUUCUAUUUAAUUUUUAAUAUCUUUUGUUUUAUUAAUUUAAUUUUUUCUAUUUUCAAAAUAUGUAGAAUAGAAUUUUUAUUUUGUUAAAUUAUUUUUUUCAAAUCUCUUCCAAUUUGGUCAAACUCACCACAGAACUUAUCGUACUAUGCGAAUUAGUGACCGCAAUAACUUUUAAAGUUGUCUAUCAAACAUCAGUGUUUUAACAGACUGUACUAGUAAGAAGGUUAACAAGCCGACAACUUACUUCAUAAUAUUAAGCCGGACAAAAGAGGUAGUACGUGACGGUGAUGUUAGUCGUUUUUUUAGGUUUAAUAUAUUACGAUUGAUAUCGAUUGAACUGAAAAUUAAUAUUGAGAAAUUUUAUGAUGCGGAUUCUCUGAAUUUGAGUUUAUUUUAGUGAUUCGGUAAAUAUUUAAUUAGUUUUCAAAUAAAAACUAUGACAAAAACAUUUGGAAAUGCAUUUUUUUAUACAAAAGAAUAUUAAAAUUUUUUACGAUUGGCCAUAAUACCGGCUUUAAAAUAGUUUUUCAAAGCAAAAUAAUAAUAAGUAUAAGUGCACUUUCUUGCUUUCUUGUGUCAUUUUAUUUUUUAUUUUUAUUAUAUUCUUUAACUCGCUGUUAUGUUGUAAAUCUUGUACUGAAAUUACUGCAUAAAAUAAAAUAAUAAAUUUUAUCGUUCAUAAGCAUCGAGCAUACUUUCCCCUUGGUUAUUUUUAAAUUGCGUUCGGUUUUAUGUAUUUCUGUAAAUGUCACGUUGUAAAAUGCGAAAAGCCAAGCGUUUUAGUUAGUUUUAAUAAUUGUUUGCAAAUUUCUAAGCAUAAAAAUAUAUGGUAUAUAUUUAAAUAUAUAAGUAGUAGCGUUGCCAAUAUAACCCAAAUGCGCGAUUAAUUAAGUCGAGUUAGCGACAGUUUUUUGAAUUGAAUCAUUAACAUAAACACAAACAUAUAAGCAUAAUUUUGCAUAAGUUUUGCUUCGAUAAGUUUUUCAACGCAUUUUAUUUUCCAAAACAUUUGUAUUAAAAUUUAUUUUCGAGUAUAAAGUUUGGCUAUUUUUUAUUAAUUUAUUUCGUAGUAUAUACAAAUGUAUGUAGAUUAAUUUAGUUUUUUUACAAUAUUUUAUACGCUUAUUUAAGGUAUUUAAAUAUAUUUGCGAAGGCAGCGCGAGUAAUAAAUAUUUCUGUAAUUAAAUCAGGCGUUGUGCACAUGUUAUUUACUUAAAGUGUAUCCAUGUAAGUAUGUACAUACAUACACAAUACUUCAAAAAUAUUAAGCAAAGUAAGCUUCUCAUGCACAACUAACUAUGUACUUUAAUUUUAUAUUGUAUCAAUUAUUAUCUAUGUGAACGAAAUUAAGUAAACAAAUUCACAAAUUAUACGCUGUAUAUACAAUACAUACAUAAAUAAAUGAAAUGAAUAAAAAA
Bactrocera oleae (olive fruit fly) is the source of this 10416-nucleotide messenger RNA. The record is from RefSeq and is a predicted model, not a curated record. NCBI's taxonomy places the organism in Eukaryota, Metazoa, Arthropoda, Insecta, Diptera, Tephritidae.